Molecule: messenger RNA, 1962 nt
Organism: Daldinia decipiens
Lineage: Eukaryota; Fungi; Ascomycota; Sordariomycetes; Xylariales; Hypoxylaceae
Product: 1-acylglycerol-3-phosphate O
Exons: 2
Coding region: 369-1274 (301 amino acids)
Biological process (GO): phosphatidic acid biosynthetic process
Cellular component (GO): endoplasmic reticulum; membrane
Molecular function (GO): 1-acylglycerol-3-phosphate O-acyltransferase activity
Source: RefSeq, a predicted model, not a curated record
CUGGGAACUACGAAGAUACAAAGCUCAAAAAAAGGCUGCCGCCCCUCAACAAAUCCAACUCUGCCCAGUUGGCCAAGUUGCCAGUUCCCAGUUGCCAGUUGCCAAGUUGUCGGUGAGAAAAUACUUCGUACAUCCACUACUUGGAAAUAUUCUGCCGCAAUUUUCGGUACUACGAUGGGACAAGAAUGGACUUGUGACUAUGAAAGUAACCGUGACCGAAAAUACAACCAUACCUCGACUUCUGUCACAAGUGUCUAACCUGGUAGGUAGUAUAAAUCUAUCACUUGACUCUUGACCCUUCUUUACCAGCCUGCUACGACUACUUUCGGUCCCUCCUCGCGACGGGUUCGCCGUUGCUCCCGUACAGCAUGUCCUUCUCUUCGAUCCUAAGCUACUUUCUCGGGGGCUAUUUCGCCCUCGUUAUCUCGCUAUUUAUGCUUUCACCCGUCGUUCCCGUAGCAGGCUUUGCCGCCCGCACGUUGUCCGCCUAUGUCUCGUUAUUAGUAUGCGCCACCUACGGAGUACUUGCUUCAAUAUCCCUUCGAAUAGUCGGUCGCGAACAGAUUGCGCAGUGGACAACAGCGCGUGCUUUCAAAUAUAUCAUGGCUAUUACGAUAGGAAUCACGUUCGAAGUUGACGAUCCGAAGCGACAUCUCGAUACGGUUCGACCAGCCGUAUUCAUCGGAAAUCACCAGAGCGAACUAGAUGUCCUUAUGCUCGGGUGCAUAUUCCCAAAAUACUGCAGUGUAACUGCCAAGAAAGCAUUGAAAUAUGUGCCGUUCCUGGGGUGGUUCAUGGCAUUGAGCGGCACAAUCUUCAUUGAUAGGAAAAACUCGAAGGACGCGAGGCAGGCCAUGGCUGGUGCUGCUAGGGAAAUCCAGACUCGAAAACAGAGCGUAUACAUAUUCCCCGAGGGCACCCGUAGUUACGCAAAGGACCCCGGUCUUUUACCCUUCAAGAAAGGUGCUUUCCACCUUGCUGUCCAGGCCGGCGUACCUAUCGUCCCCGUAGUAGCGGCCAACUACUCGCACGUGCUCUACAUCAAGAGUUAUAUAUUCAGAUCCGGAAAGAUUCCCGUGAAAGUUCUCGAUCCAAUUCCUACAACUGGAUUGAAACCCGAGGAUGUUGACGAGUUAACUCGUAGCACCCGGGAGCUCAUGUUAAAGGAGAUAGUAGCGUUGACUCAGAAGGUUCAAAACAGACCCAUCGCCGUACCUGCUACGAGCGGCGAUGGUGUCGUGCAUGCUAGUGGAGCUGACGCUACGCUGUCAUAAGAGUAAACAAAAUCGUAUUAAAGCUCUACGGCACUGCAUGCAUGUUGUUUACAUGCACGGCCCACUAGUAUAGCCUACUGCUCUCUGCUUCAUUUGCAUUGCUAUAGCUAUUACUAGGUGCCUGUUAUAGUUGGUGGCAUCACUCGGAGUACGGAGAGUGCAUACGCAUUGAUACCCCUAUAGAUUAUCCAUAUAGGCGCAUAAUGGAUGCACAACUGGAGACGAUGGUCUUUAGAAGACGCUAGGAGGCGUCGAUAGUGUUACCUGGUAAUACUCAUUAUAAGGCUUAUAUUUAUAAACUCUACAUUUAGACUGAAUCGGAUCUUGAAGUCCGAGGAAGAGUAGCGACUUAGGGUAUAAUUAUAGUAUACGGCAGAGCUAUCUUCUACCGAAUAAGUAUUCAAAUAUCAACAAGUUCCAAGAAAUAGAGACUAGAGAACGACUUACCUUGAUACCUCGGCAUCUGUUUGCUUUAAUAUAAACACCUGUCACCCUAUCAGUGAUUAUUUAUCGGGAUGGAUGAGUGCUCGGCUACCUUAGGUAGGUACCUAGGUUAGUAUGUUGCCAAUGCCGACAUGUACGCUCUCCUAUGCUUCGUGAGUGGGUAGUUUAUAAAUACGGAGGCUGUCAACUUAUGUGCCUCUACCCCUAGUAUUUAGCUUCAUCUAUACCCGCUACCUACCGAUCG